GCAAACCUCUGGCGGAACAAGGCGUGAUUCGGCAAUGGAUCGCCGAAUCGCGCAACGAGAUCGAACAAGCGCGGCUUUUGGUUCUGAAAACGGCGUGGAUGAUGGACGAAGUCGGCAACAAAGCGGCGCGAAAAGAAAUUGCGAUGAUAAAAGCCGUCGUUCCGCAAAUGGCUCUGAAAAUAAUCGACCGCGCCAUUCAAACACACGGCGGCGGCGGCGUUUGCGAAGAUUUUCCGCUCUCGAAUUUCUGGAUUUAUGCGCGAACUUUGCGCCUUGCCGACGGUCCCGACGAAGUUCAUCUUGAAUCUAUUGCGAAAAUGGAGUUAAAGUAG
This is a messenger RNA of Lymnaea stagnalis (great pond snail), 332 nucleotides long. NCBI's taxonomy places the organism in Eukaryota, Metazoa, Mollusca, Gastropoda, Lymnaeidae. The record is from the annotation of a GenBank genome assembly.